Lates calcarifer (barramundi perch) is the source of this 780-nucleotide messenger RNA. RefSeq lists its product as uncharacterized. Lineage: Eukaryota; Metazoa; Chordata; Actinopteri; Centropomidae. The record is from RefSeq and is a predicted model, not a curated record.
AUGGCAUGCCAAUACAUUGAUCUGGGUGAGCAGGCUUUCCUAUUGAUCAACGGUCUUCUUAUCUCCCUCAACCUGGCUGCAAACAUUUUCUAUGCAUGUCGCUUGAUCUUCCCAUCGCGCAGCAGACAAAGACUGAAGCAGCCUUUAAAGAUGCUUCUGGGAUUCCUUGUCUGGUGUCAAUUAUCUACUGCGUUUCUUUGCAUUAUGUAUUGUUUGUUAAAGUUGCACAGAGGCUUUGCAGUGUUUCUCGUAUCAUGGGCAGUUGUGAUGUACUUUAUGCAUAACAGCAUGACAUGUUACGUUUGGCUAAACCUCUACUACUGCAUCAAUAUUGUCCCUGUACAGCGAGCUUUUUUGGUCUGGGUAAAGAGGAACAUUAAGUCUGUCAUAUUCCUGGCUUUGCUUUUUGAUGGGACUCUUUUUUCGUUUACUGGCGCUGUGGACAUUGCAUAUGCAACUUGUAUUGACUUCACUUACAGUAACGUUUCAAGCUUUUUCUCAGCCUGCUACCUGCACAGACACAUGAGACGCAUGGCGCAGACAGGCAGCUGCUUCUCCGCUCCGAGGAUUCAAAGUCAGUUGAGAGUCACCAUCACUGGGAUCUCUCAAGGAUCCAUAUACAGUAUUUAUUUCACUGUUAUCACCUUGUACAUGUUAGGCACCACAUUUAACCUGGGAGUAGGUCAGGCUGUGUUCAGGCAGAGAGCAGCAAACAUCUGGAUCAGAGGAACUGAAUGGUUCAAAGUGCCUAAAGCACAACAGUCUAGACAAGGAGGAUGA